This is a messenger RNA of Stomoxys calcitrans (stable fly), 1035 nucleotides long. RefSeq names its product proteasome subunit alpha type-1-like. The coding region runs from base 105 to 950 and encodes 281 amino acids. The transcript has 3 exons. The record is from RefSeq and is a predicted model, not a curated record. Gene Ontology annotation, biological process: ubiquitin-dependent protein catabolic process. NCBI's taxonomy places the organism in Eukaryota, Metazoa, Arthropoda, Insecta, Diptera, Muscidae. Gene Ontology annotation, cellular component: proteasome core complex; nucleus; proteasome core complex, alpha-subunit complex.
UGCUAAUCAACUUUUGUUAAUAAUCAACUGCUUUAUCAUUAUUCUGAAUUGUGGUGAAGAAAUUGUUUGUCAUUCGCUUCAAAAAAAAAAAAGAUUUUGUCGUCAUGUUUCGAAAUCAAUACGACAGUGAUGUUACUGUUUGGAGUCCACAAGGUCGUUUACAUCAAGUCGAGUACGCCAUGGAGGCAGUUAAACUUGGCGCUGCCACUGUUGGUCUAAAAAAUCAAGACUACGCCAUACUUGUGGCUUUGAGUAGAGCCUCGUCAGAAUUGUCUUCAUCGCAAAGAAAAAUUAUUCCAAUUGAUGACCAUUUAGGUAUAUCGAUAUCGGGCAUUACAGCAGACGCCCGCAUAUUAAGCCGCAUCUUGCGGAUGGAGUGCCUUAAUUUCAAAUAUUCUUAUGACACAACGUAUCCGGUGUCAAGACUUAUUUCUUAUUUGGGCAAUAAAAUGCAGAGUAGUACUCAACGAUAUGAUCGUCGACCUUAUGGCGUUGGUUUGCUUGUAGCAGGAUAUGAUGAAAUGGGGCCACAUAUUUACCAAGUUGUUCCUUCAGCAAAUUUUUUCAACUGCAAGGCUAUGUCAAUUGGUUCUAGAUCCCAAAGUGCACGAACGUAUUUAGAGCGCCAUAUAAGCAGUUUCACAGACUGUACAAAAGAUGAACUUAUUUGCCAUGGCAUUCAAGCUAUUCGGGGCUCCCUCCCUAACGAAGAUUUAGCUGGAAAAGAUGAAACUAGUUCACUUUUGAAUAUAUCGGUCGCAAUCGUUGGCAAAAACCAACCUUUUAAAAUUCUUGACGAUAUUGAAACCCUUCAAUAUUUGAAUAUGGCCAAAGAAAUUGGCACAAAUGUGGUUCAAACGAAUUCCGAAGACGAAUCACACGGAAGCGACGAGGAAAAACCGCGUACAACACCCGAUCCCCAAGUUUUGGUAUCGACUAUGGAUCAGUAGUGAUGAUAUCUUGCAUGUGAAUAAAAUAUACAUACAUAAAUCAACUCUGAUUAAUUGGUUAAUAAACACAAUGAUUAUUCCUGUA